GAGGUGGCGCUAAUUUGUCAGAGGGUGAAAAAAAGAGGCAAAAUGGCGUGCAACCGUGUUACUCCGAGCAUGGAACAGCGUGUUGUGAUGCAGUUUCUGAUAAAUGAAGGCGUCAAGCCAGUUGACAUUCACAGAAGACUGCAGGCGCAGUUCGGCGAUCAGACUCUCAGCCGCAGUAAAACACUGGAAUGGUGCAAAAGUUUUCAGGAAGUCAAUACAUGCGUGAAUAAUGACAAUCCCGGGCAGCGGUGCAGCGGCGAGGAUGACGUGAGUCGUGGGGCAAAGCGUAAGGCAGUUGCAGAGGUAGAGCCCGAACCCGAGCCUGUGGCAAAGCAGGAUAAACCAAAUGAGGAGGAUAAACAGGAGGAUCAAGGCCAAAAAAUCAUCAUCGAGCACUGUAAAAGCUGACGUGUGUACGGGAGGAAUGCGGAUGCCGUGCGUGAGGCUCUCCUCGCCGCACAUCCUGAGCUGCGGGUGCUGGUGAACCUCCAGAAGCCUCGACGCAACAGCUUUGAAAUCACUUUGACUGAGGGGACCAAAGAAGUGGUGUUGUGGACUGGUAUCAAAAAAGGACCUCCCCGUAAACUAAAGUUUCCAGAGCCUGCUCAGGUUGUGACUGCGUUGGAGGAUGCCCUAAAAAGCAAGUAGAGAUUGCAAGGAAUGUUCAUUAUCUUGGGUUUCCUGGAUGCAUAAUGACGAGGAUGGGCCAAACGGAUGACUCCCAGUCUGUUCUCUGAUGACUUGAUUGGCAUCCUGCCCUGGAUUAUUGCUUUUCCCUUGUGAUUUUCUGCUUUACUUUGUUACAGUUCACAAACUGAUAUCCAUGUUCAUAUUUUUCAAAUGUGGUUAUAGAUUUUCAGAUGUUUGCAUAAACUUGUGCAUCAUUCAUUUCAUGGUACACUAUGUUGCCAAAAGUGUGUGGACACCAGACGAAGAAGUGAUUGAGAUUUAUGCCUUCUCAACUCUUAUGAUAACCUGCCGUCUCUUGGUAAGGCUUCAUUCGGAAAGAAUUUUUGAACAUGAGUGGGGUCAGAGACACUGAUGUUUGGUUAUGAAGUCUGGGGUUUAGUCUUUGCAGUGCUUCCCAAAGAUGUUCAGUACAGUUAAGUUCUUCCAUUACAACCUUGGUUAAACUAUAGUAAUCAGCCAUAAAGUUAUGACCACCUGCCUAAUAUUACAUAUGUCCCUCCCUUUGCCACCAAAGCAGUACACAUGGGGAGUGAAGGCUGGCCUGUGUAGUCGGAUCCAAUACAAGAGCAAGUGUACAUAAAAUUGAAGAAAAUGUUAAUGCUGGUUGUAAUAGAAAGGUGUCAAAACACAGUGCAUCACUGUGCAUUGUGGUGGCAUGAAGAGGGUCCUACUUAACGUUGUCUGAUCACUGUACAUUAAAGGGAAACUGCAGUGCUCUACAUGUAUCAUUUGGCCACAGUGUACGUUUGUUGUGUUAAAUGUGAGUUUGCAAACACCUUUGUGUAUGAAAAAUAAAAUUCCUAUGUCUUUUUCUAUUA
Molecule: messenger RNA, 1508 nt
Organism: Clarias gariepinus (North African catfish)
Lineage: Eukaryota; Metazoa; Chordata; Actinopteri; Siluriformes; Clariidae
Gene: selenoh
Product: selenoprotein H
Exons: 5
Cellular component (GO): Golgi apparatus
Source: RefSeq, a predicted model, not a curated record